Panicum hallii is the source of this 1253-nucleotide messenger RNA. Its product is annotated as RWD domain-containing protein 1. Gene Ontology annotation, biological process: cytoplasmic translation. Lineage: Eukaryota; Viridiplantae; Streptophyta; Magnoliopsida; Poales; Poaceae. Gene Ontology annotation, molecular function: protein binding. The transcript is spliced from 11 exons. The record is from RefSeq and is a predicted model, not a curated record. Bases 174 to 917 code for a protein of 247 amino acids.
AGUGGAGCGAGCCACCUUAGUCCCCAAAAGCCUUCUUCCCUCCCCACCUCCUCCUCCGGCGACGCACGCAUCCGCCGCCGUCCGCCGCCUACCGCGCCGCCGCAGAGGUCUCAUCCUCGCCUUCCGCCGAAGGGUAGCCGGAGCUCCGAGAAGCAUAGCCACAAGCACCGAUCAUGGCUGACUACGAGCAGGAGCAGGAGAUGGAGGUGGAGGCGCUGCAGGCCAUCCUCAUGGACGACAUCAAGGAGAUCGACCCCAGCGAGAGUGGGAUCGCCACCACCGCCCGGUGCUUCCAGAUCCUUCUCUCCCCUCAGGAUGAUGAUUUUGACGAGUCUGCUUAUGUUCCAGUGCAAUUGGCUCUGAUCUUUGCGCACACCGAGAAAUACCCAGACGAACCUCCUCUGCUGAAUGUCAAAAGUGUGCGUGGAAUUAAACCAGAUGAUAUUGCAUCCCUGAAGGAAAAACUUGACCAGGAGGCAACAGAGAAUCUUGGCAUGGCUAUGGUCUAUACUCUCGUUUCAUCAGCCAAAGAGUGGCUAAGUGAGAAAUAUGGUCAGAAUGGAGGCGACGAGGAACCUGAAGAAACUGAAGAGAAAGAAGAGGAGGUCAUUGUACCCCAUGGUGAAGCUGUUACUGUGGAGAGCUUCCUGGCCUGGAGAGAACGUUUUGAAGCUGAAUUGGCCCUACAGCGUGCUAAACUUAUGCCGGAUUCAGCUCUUACAGCUCCAAAGGAAAAGAAACUCACAGGACGGCAGUAUUUUGAAAGUGGAAGGCAUGCAGUGAAAGGAGCAAGCACAGUUGCAGAUGAAGAUGAGGAAGAGGACGAAGACAUUGAAUUUGACGAUGAUUUUGAAGAUGAUGAAGAGGACAUGCUUGAGCAUUAUUUAGCCGAACAAUCAGGGAAGCCAGCAGCUUAGGCUACAAGGCCAAACAGAAGUACCUUGAUGGGCAGAAUUUACUUCGGAAAUCCAAUGUGGUAGUAUGUUAUGGGUAGAGCACCAGAGCUCACUAUUUUGUGUGAUUCUCAUCAUUUGGUUGCCUCCUGGUGGACCUCUUUAAGCUUCUAUACAAAGGCAAGGUGGCUGUGGGCUCACAAAUAUAAGCUGAGGGUUUUGGAAGGUCAAGCUGCACCUACAAAAUGUACUUUGCGGUAUAACUUUUAGUCAGGUGUAACAUGUAUGUUUACUGUGGAGCGUGUUGCAAAAUUUUGGAGAGAUCUUGAUGAUAAUACAUGGAAUGCUAUUCUUUUCGCA